Molecule: messenger RNA, 1960 nt
Organism: Paramuricea clavata
Lineage: Eukaryota; Metazoa; Cnidaria; Anthozoa; Malacalcyonacea; Plexauridae
Source: the annotation of a GenBank genome assembly
CGAUCGUACACAUGUACACGACGAACUCUCUUUUCACCAAGGUUUGACAAUGGCGACCUCUAGUUUUCUAAUUUUUGCAUUUUUGGGCGCUGUAUAUGGUUCAGAUGUAAUCGAACUGACAGAUAGUAAUUUUGGGAGUCGUAUUAAGACUAUGGACUUAGCUUUAGUUGAAUUUUUUGCCCCGUGGUGAGUAAAAUUAAUCAUAAAACUUGGUGUACAAUUAUGAGUGGCUUGCACAAUCUUUUGUGACAUAGAAAGUGUUAAAUUUUGAUGCUUAAAUUUAAAGGUUAUUCUAAUUAUUAUUUAGGUGUGGACAUUGUAAGCGGUUAGCGCCAGAAUAUGAGCAAGCUGCGACAACGUUAAAAAAAGGCGAUCCCCCCGUCUCGCUGGUCAAGGUGAGAUAUUUGCAGUGAUUCCAGUGAUUUUCUAUGCUGCAUUGCAAUAUUUUUAAUUAUUGUUCUCGCUGAAAAUGGUAAUCUAGAGUAGUGUACCGGUGUUAACAUUUGUACAUUUAAACUAAUGAAUACUUAUUAAUUUAUAUACAAAUGUGAAAUGUACAACUAUGUGUAUUUCAUGUCAGGGGGGAGGGGAAAACAUUUAUAACAACCAGUAACCUGCAAAACUACAAAUUUGGCUUCCCCAAGAGAUUCAAAAUCGAACCACAACCGAAGAACAAUUCCUAGGGGAUAUUUGAGUGCUAUUUUGGUUCCUCUGCAGUUGUUUUACUCUCCUGGGAAAUUGACCAGCUGCCAAUUAGCCAACCACUUAGUUUCAAUAGUGGCUAUUAAAACCUUCACAAAGUAAUGUGCCCAAUUUAUUAUUUACUCUGUCAAACGACUUUGCUUUAUGCCAUCUGACUUUACUUGAGAAAGGGAGAGUCCUUAGCCAGACAUUCAAGAGCAAACCCUUGUUUAUUAAUUGGUUAGACAAAGGAUUGUUAAAUGAUCCUAACAGCAUGUUCUGGGCCCAUAACCUGUAGACAAAGUUAUAAUCCGAGUGUUUUUUUUCUUCUAUAAAUGUAUUUCUAACUAAUAAAACUUUACGGCAAUUUCUAACUAAUAAAACUUUACAUGUUAUAUGCAAAUUUGAAUAAUUUUAAAUAACCUUUAGAAAAAGUGCUGCCACUGAAUGGGUUAACUAAUUGUACCGUCUUUUCUCUAGGUUGAUUGUGUAGGAGAAGGCAAAGACACUUGCAGUAAACAUGGUGUCAGUGGAUAUCCAACUUUGAAAGUCUUCAGAAAUGGUGAAGUACAGAAAGAUUACGACGGCCCUCGUGAAGCUAGUGAGUGACUACAAACAUAAAGCAUGUACUCUCAUGCUGAAGAAUAGCCUGUGAAAACAGCCGCUACUUUCCUGCUCCUACUAAACAAGUAGCAGCUGUUUUCGUAGGCUAGCUGAAGAAUUACGCACAAAUUAACCACAACUAUGUUGUAUUAAUCAACCCCCAAUUAAAUUUUUUUAGAGGGUAUUGUGUCAACCAUGAAGAAACAGGCUGGACCAAGCUCAAAAGGUAUACUGUAUUAUAAUAGAACUAACACCAGUAAGAUAGAUUUAGCUGUUACCAAUAUUUUAAAUGCAUAAUGCUGGUCUUCCAGGGGGGUGUCUGUGUUCCUUUGGAAAUUUUUCCUUUGUUCCUGAAGCUCACAUUUUUUAGCUUUGUUCCUUUGUUUGCAAAAUGUGCCUUGUUCCUUUCUUUCCUAGAAACCUUGAGAGAGCCUGUGUAAUGGCUAUAUUGUACUUUUCUUUGAAAUUUCUAAUCUUGUGUUCUAGAGGUGACAGAUGCUGCAACAAUGGAGAAAGUUCUUGGUGGAUUUGAUGCUGUUCUUGUUGGUUACUUUACAAGUGAUGGUGAUCUAAAAACCGAAUUCCUUAAAUCUGCUGAUGCUCUGAGAGAAAAAUACCGCUUUGCUCAUACAACUGAUGAAGCUGUCAUGGAUGCACAGGGCCACAAAGAGUAAGC